AUGCCCCGAGUUGCAAAGAGCGUUGGUCUGGAGUUGACAUCUACUGGUGAAACUUCAUUCGUAGCCGUCGAAUCUCCUCUGAAAGAGAAGGUGUGCGGCUGGAGGUGGGACCCAGCAGCUAAAGAGAGCACUCUACACCCUUCGACCUCACUUUUCGAUUACGAGCAGAUGACGGCAAUGGAAGGCCUCUUCAUGUUGCCCGCGGGAGACCACCGCUCGGUGUGCUCGGAGAUUAUCGACACAAAGAACUCGGCCAUGGCCAUCGACCUCCGGUCGGCUUGGUUCUCCGGCGGCCCCAGCAGCGAUCUCGACGCGAAGCCGACGUCUCUGCUCGCCGACUGGAACGCAUAUGCCGCCUCUUCCCACGCCGACGACGGAGAUCCCUCCGCCUUCGAUCUCGAAGCUGCUGUAAGGACCGCCAACGACAAAGUUACAUCCACCUUCAGCAUAGUUUCGAAAGGAGUGAGAGAGUUACCUGGGAGCUUCAACUCUGCCACAAGCAAUGUUCCUUCAGGAAAGUCUCUAAUGUACUUUGGGUUCUUCCUUGCUGCUGGCGUCUUUUUCAUCUUCAUUGCUUUCACCAUUUUCCUACCUGUAAUGGUGCUCAAACCCCAGAAGUUUGCAAUCUGCUUCACUAUUGGGUGUACCUUUAUAGUCGGUUCAUUUUUUGCCCUCAAGGGCCCAAAAAGUCAGCUCAGUCACAUGUUAUCAAAAGAGAGACUACCUUUUACGUUGGGAUUUCUUGGAAGCAUGGCGGGCACAAUUUAUGUAUCCAUGGUUCUCCACAGCUACAUUCUUUCUGUUCUUUUCUCUGUGUUGCAGGUCCUUGCACUGUCGUACUAUUGCAUCUCGUACUUUCCCGGAGGAUCGGCUGGGCUGAAAUUCCUCUCAUCGACCUUGGCUUCUUCUGUGCUCAGAUGUUUUGGACGAUGACCCAAACUGAGUUUCAAUGGAAUAUGCCUUUUCACUUCAUGAUAAAGGAAAAUUUAGGCCAGCCUGCAUUGUGUUUUAGCCCAGGGCAGUGACAUUUGUCGAGUUGUCAGGAUGUCAGCAUUUGGUAUUUUAGAUCUCUGAGUCUGUUUUCACCUAACAACUGUCUUGAAUGAAAAUUUUCCGCCAUGAAUGAAAUUAUUCUGAUAUUGCUCGUCAAUCCGUGUGUCACCUAUCAUCAACCUUGUGU
Striga asiatica is the source of this 1180-nucleotide messenger RNA. The record is from the annotation of a GenBank genome assembly. Lineage: Eukaryota; Viridiplantae; Streptophyta; Magnoliopsida; Lamiales; Orobanchaceae.